AUGGGGGGGCAUCACAUUGAUCGGCGGAAGCAUUGGAAAAGGCCUGAAUAUCGGAUCAAGGACAUAGUACAGAGAGAAGUAGAGCAAUUGCCAAAGGAGCAUCGGAACAAUGAGACGCCUCCCAAACACGAGACACCACGCACCACUACCGUUGUACUGACGGUCAUUGAGGCUGUCCUUAUGGAUGGUGCCACAGCGGCCGUGUUUACCGUCCCUUCUCUCCCGGCAACUGUCUCGCACUCACGGCUUGGUGUUGUCACGAUUCCCUCCGGAUCCAAGUCCCCAAUAAUUGUGUCUCCUUUUCCAACUUCACAGACGAAAACCCCCGAAUUAAAGAGUGUUUCACAACCUCCGCCGAGCCAACCGUCAAAGCCGUCAACGAAUGUCUCCCUUCCCUCUAGUAUACAUUCGUUACCAUCAACAGACGUUUCACUGCCCUCUAGCCAACAUUCGUCACCCUCUACUCAUGUUCCUCAGCCCUCUAAGCCAUCUACGAACAUCUCCUCACCUUCAACUAUACCCGUCACUUCUCAUGCUUCCACCUCCAUCCUUCCACAUCCAUCAUCGAAGGAUUCUUCAAUACCCUCUGAUACCCAAUCCACACCGCCCUCGGAGCCCUCAAAUUCAUCAACUUUGAGUUCUUCAAUAUCAACCAGCAAACCAGCCUCCAUAUCAUCUACACACUCUGUAUCAUCAUCCACGUCCUAUUCUCCUUCAAGCAGCCACACAUCUUCGUCAUCGUCCAUAUCCCUCUCCUCGGUAUCGACGAGUUCCGCUUCAAAAUAUCCUCCAGCAGGGGGUGGUGAACACCCACAACCAACCGCACCAACCGAACCUAAUGGAGACCAUGCCAAGGCCUCUUCCAACUCUGACGUCCCCAAGAUCGUCGGUGGUGUUGUUGGGGGUGUAGCUGGAAUUGCUCUGAUCAUAAUACUAUUACUUCUGCUGCGCCGUGUACGGAAGCGGAAAGCUGUUCGCGAAAGCAAUCUUACGGGCGGGAUAAUGAGCUCUGGCGCUUCAGCGGACCGAAACACAUUCUCCACAAGUAAUACCAGCCAGCUUUCUGGGACUGUCCUUGGUGGAGCAACACGUGUUUUUGAUAGAUUUAGAACAUCAACCGCUUCAAUGGCAGGAGAGCCUGUUGAGCGCGGAUUUCAAAAGAUAGGAGGAAGAAAACUUGCCUCUGUCCUUGAAACUGGCGGUGACGGCUACGACGACAAAUUCGGGACCGACGAAAAGAGUCUUAUUGUACCACCUCGACCAUCUGGCCAUCAAAAAGAAACUACUGCCACAAGCGGAGAAGGCUCUAUCAGCAGUGGUUUGCAUAAGGAACUUGGAUUGGGAGGACCAAUGUCUCGAUCUGCUGACCGACCUAUUUCUGACGAAAGCAUAUACUCCGAAAGAGUUGCAUUCCGCCCAUCGCCCGCUCGGACGCCCAUUGCUACGCCUGUGGGAUCUGCUAUAUGCGAGGGGAUAGCAACCACUCCUCAGAGUGGCAUAGUUGCACCAUCGGAACCAUUACCGGCGGCCUCAACACCGUCGGGCAGAGACGAAAUUGGACGAAGCUUAGCCGCAGCUGAUGGCAGCCGUGCCAGUAAAUUCACAGAAGGCGUCUGA
Messenger RNA from Trichophyton benhamiae CBS 112371, 1617 nucleotides. RefSeq lists its product as uncharacterized. The coding region runs from base 1 to 1617 and encodes 538 amino acids. Lineage: Eukaryota; Fungi; Ascomycota; Eurotiomycetes; Onygenales; Arthrodermataceae. The transcript has a single exon. The record is from RefSeq and is a predicted model, not a curated record.